This is a messenger RNA of Solanum stenotomum, 1000 nucleotides long. Its product is annotated as ras-related protein RABE1c-like. Lineage: Eukaryota; Viridiplantae; Streptophyta; Magnoliopsida; Solanales; Solanaceae. The record is from RefSeq and is a predicted model, not a curated record. The transcript has 9 exons. Gene Ontology annotation, cellular component: plasma membrane. The coding region runs from base 221 to 871 and encodes 216 amino acids. Gene Ontology annotation, biological process: protein secretion; regulation of exocytosis. Gene Ontology annotation, molecular function: GTPase activity; GTP binding.
AGUCGUGAAAAGUCAAAGGGAAAAUAAGAAAAUAAGGUAAACGAAACUCAAUAAUGGACCAGUGCCGUGCUAGUUGCUACUGCUUAGUGCUGAGAGACUAAAAUUUGAUUUUUGUUUCCCCUUAAACUGUUAGAUCUCCCUUGUAUUUUCAACUUGUUCUCCGAUCCGAUCCGGGUUUGUAAUUCAUCAUUAUCCUGGAUUGGUGAGAAAUCAAAGCGAAAUGGCUGCUCCACCUGCUAGAGCUCGUGCCGAUUACGAUCAUCUUAUCAAAUUACUCUUGAUCGGCGAUAGCGGUGUGGGUAAAAGUUGCCUUCUUUUACGUUUCUCGGAUGGCUCCUUCACCACCAGUUUUAUUACCACUAUUGGCAUUGAUUUCAAGAUAAGGACCGUAGAACUUGACGGCAAGCGAAUCAAACUGCAAAUUUGGGAUACUGCUGGCCAGGAGCGGUUCCGAACAAUUACAACAGCUUACUACCGCGGAGCCAUGGGUAUCUUGCUGGUAUAUGAUGUGACUGAUGAGUCAUCUUUUAACAACAUCAGGAAUUGGAUCCGAAACAUUGAACAACAUGCUUCUGAUAAUGUCAACAAAAUACUUGUGGGAAACAAGGCUGAUAUGGAUGAAAGCAAACGGGCUGUUCCUACAUCCAAAGGUCAAGCACUAGCUGAUGAAUAUGGCAUUAAAUUCUUUGAGACUAGUGCCAAAACAAAUAUGAAUGUUGAGGAGGUUUUCUUUUCAAUAGCCCGGGAUAUAAAGCAAAGAAUUGCUGAAUCUGACUCAAAGGCUGAGCCUCAGACCAUCAAGAUUAAUCAACCCGACCAGACAGCAGGAGGUGCUCAGUCUGCCCAAAAAUCAGCUUGCUGUGGUUCUUAAUAGAUUGGUGGAAUUAAAGAUAGGAUUAUGGAGAAUACAUUAAACUCUUAAGUUACCGUUGGGUGGGAGGACAAAUUAAUCUUUGCCAUGACAUACUUUGUGGAAGCUAUAUUAUAUUUCUUGCUUACU